AUGGCCAAAUGGGCGGCCCGGUCCGGGUUCCGUGAAGCCUGCGCCGCCGCCGCGCCCCUGCAGGAGCCGCCGCCCGGUUUGUCGCCGCCGCCGCCCGGCCAGGGCUCGCUAGAGCCGCCGCCGCCGCCGCCCGACCGAGGCUCGCCAGAGGCGCCGUCGCCCGGGGCUGCCAGAGCCGCCGCGCGGACGUCCCCGCCCCCCGGUUUGCCCGCCGCCGCCGCCCGCCCGGGGCUCGCCAGAGCCGCCGCCGCCCGGCCGGGAAUCGCCAGCGCCGCCGCCGCCCGGGGCUGCCAUAGCCGCCGCGCGGACGAUGGCGGCUCGAAAGUUGAAGAAUUUUGUGAAGGGCAUGACGAAGGGUUCUUCUUCUUCAGGAAGAAGCAAAGCACAAGAGUGUCUGUUCCAAGGUACCGAGAUGUUAACGAGACUCGAGAGGAGGAGGCGAGGGGUGAGGAUGCGGCCGAUUACGAUGCGGCCGAUGCAGACUAUGAGCAGGAAGAUGAUGCUGGAGGUGGAGCUGGAGAUGGGUGGUCUUCUGGUGGUGGUCAGUUUGAGGGUGGAGGGUCAGCAGGCGGAUGGGACUCAUGGCCUAGCAGUGAUGCUGGAGCUUCUAGUGGUGGAGGGUCUUCUCGGGCAUGGAAGUCGAGGAAAACACAUUGGGUGCCUCCUCCUAAAGUUCCUGCUCGUGAGGAGGAUAAGAUUCUGAUCGUACCGUGUGGCGACGAGUCUUGGAUUGAUGCAUCUUUUCAAGGUCAAGGACGUCGCACACAGGUGAAUAAAGUUUUGGGAAGUAUAUGCAAAUAUCUCUGGCCUGGUGUAGUGAUGGAGAAAGGCGUUGAGGUGCCUUGUAUGUCUUGGGAUCAGUACGGGCUCGCGUUCAAUGCAGAACAUAGGAAUGCCCAAGGUGCUGUGUGGCAUGAGUUCUGGAAACGUUACAAGUUGUCUGAAGAUGGAAGUCACUUCUGA
Molecule: messenger RNA, 963 nt
Organism: Zea mays
Lineage: Eukaryota; Viridiplantae; Streptophyta; Magnoliopsida; Poales; Poaceae
Product: splicing factor, proline- and glutamine-rich-like
Exons: 7
Coding region: 1-963 (320 amino acids)
Biological process (GO): transposition
Source: RefSeq, a predicted model, not a curated record